Molecule: messenger RNA, 6218 nt
Organism: Cricetulus griseus (Chinese hamster)
Lineage: Eukaryota; Metazoa; Chordata; Mammalia; Rodentia; Cricetidae
Source: RefSeq, a predicted model, not a curated record
AAGGCUCCUGUGUUGUGUUCUGAGGGUGUAGACCUCUCUGUGACUGAGAUACUGUGACCCCAUGUAACCGCUUUGAGUUCUGGCUUUAGGGUAUUAACUGAGGCAGUCUCACUUUGUCAGCUCAUUUUCAUAAUUUACUUAGAGACAGGGUCUGCCUGUGUAGCUCUGGCUGUUGGGGAACUUGCUAUAUAGACUGGGCUGGCUUCAGAUUCUCAGAGAUCCACCUGCCUCUCCGGGGCACUGGGAUUAAAGGUGCUUGCCACCAUGCUGGGCUUUUGUAACUUUUAUAGUCUGUGUGCAUCUUGAUGAUGGCUGAAACAGCAGAAUUGUAACAAUUCUAAAACUUGACCUCUUGUUGUAUUUAUUUUUGAGACUGUCUUUUAUGUUGAUAAGGCUUACUUUGAACUCACCAUGUAUCUCAGUCUGGCUGGCCUGUCAUAGCCAUUCCCCAUUUAAACUUGGCUUUUAUAUUUUGGUGAGCAGAGCUCUGGCUUAACCUCUCUUUCCUGGUUGAAAUUCUACUCACUCAGUAAGUGUAUCGGCUGGGAAAUAUGCUAAUGAUUUAAUUAACAAACAUGUUCAGCAGGAUGCAUUAUGGAUUAGUUAAAGAGUUUGGAAGUCCCUUGUCUUCACAUUGCCGGGAUCAGCAUCUUGCUCAACUGAGCCACUCAGCCAAUGGAGACAGAGAGAAGUAGUGCCCUGUUGCUGACUCCCGUCUGAAUCACAGCACGGGGCAGCCAGGAUACUGUGCUUGUGCAAAGACCCAUCAUCUCCAUCACUGAGCUUUCCCCAGACUCCGGAAUACACUCUCCCUCUGAACUUUAGUUACAAGCCCAGAGCUCCUGGAGGUUUGCGUGACGUCUCACAAGUGGCCUUAUUCUGACUCCAGAGAGUCCCCAGUAGAAGGCUGGAUUGUCCCUUCCUACCUGACCCUGAAGGGACAGGCACCAUGCCAACUCAGUCCCUCCUCAUGUACAUGGAUGGACCAGAAGUCAUUGGUAGCUCUCUGGGUACCCAGAUGGAGGUGGAUGAUGCUGUGUCCAUCAAAGGGCCAGCUGCCGUCCCCUUCCGAGCUGCUCCGGAGAGGAGCAUGACCCCAGCUGAAGGGCACAUGCCCCUGGACUGCAUGUUCUGCAGCCAGGCCUUCUCGCACGCAGAGGACCUCAAUCAACAUGUGCUCACGCAGCACCGGCCCACCCUCUGCGAGCCUGCCGUCCUGCGGGUGGAGGCCGAGUAUCUAAGUCCUCUCGACAAAGGUCAGGUGCCAGCAGAACCACCCAAGGAGAAGAACUGCAAAGAGAACGAGGAGUUGAGCUGCGAUGUGUGUGGGCAGACAUUCCCAGGGGCUUUUGAUGUUGAGAGCCACAUGAAGAAACACAAGGACUCCUUCACAUACGGGUGCAGCAUGUGCGGGAGAAGGUUCAAGGAGCCGUGGUUCCUGAAGAACCACAUGCGGACACACAAUGGCAAGUCUGGCACCAGGAGCAAGUUGCAGCAGAGCCUGGAGAGCCCUGUCACCAUCAAUGAAGUUGUGCAGGCACACGUAGCUGGGAGUGUCUCCACUCCCUACAAGAUCUGCAUGGUGUGUGGCUUCCUCUUCCCAAACAAGCAGAGCCUCAUUGAGCACAGUAAGGUUCACGCCAAAGAAACUGCCUCCAGUGCCACCAGCACAACCCCUGAUGCUCAGCAAGAGGAGGGACCCAUGCCCCCGAGGGAAGAGCUGCUUCAGUUUCUAAACUUGAGGCCCGUAUCUCACCUGGAGACUACAGCAAAGCCCAUCACCUGUAUACCUCAGCUUGACCCAUUCACCACCUACCAGGCAUGGCAGCUGGCCACCAAAGGAAAAGUGGCCAUUGCCCAAGAAGAGGUGAAAGAGUCAGGCCAAGAAGGAAGCACGGACAAUGACGAUUCGUGUUCAGAGAAAGAGGAACUUGGAGAAAUUUGGAUUGGGAAUAAGUCGGAAGGUUCUGGAAAGUCCAAAACAAAUAGAAGCAGUUGUCCAGGUCUCUCCCAAGACAAAGAGAAGCCUAGACAUGCCAACAGUGAAGUGCCUUCUGGAGAUGGAGAUCCCAAGGUGCCCAGCAGCAAGGAGAAGCCCACACACUGCUCUGAGUGCAGUAAAGCCUUCAGGACCUACCACCAGCUUGUUCUACACUCCAGGGUGCACAAGAAGGACAGGAGGGCCGAUGCCCCAUCACCCACCAUGUCUGUGGACGGAAGGCAGCCUGGGACUUGCUCCCCAGACCUUGCUACCACUCUGGAAGACAGUGGGACUGUGGACCGAGAAGGGGGCUCUGAAGACGGGUCUGAGGAUGGCCUCCCUGAAGGGCUCCAUUUGGAUAAAAAUGAUGAUGGAGGAAAAGCAAAGCCCCUCACGUCCUCGAGAGAGUGUAGUUACUGUGGCAAGUUUUUCCGUUCAAACUAUUACCUCAAUAUUCAUCUCAGAACGCAUACAGGUGAAAAACCGUACAAAUGUGAAUUCUGUGAGUAUGCCGCAGCCCAGAAGACAUCUCUGAGAUACCACUUAGAGAGACAUCACAAGGACAAGCAGCUGGUGGACGCUGCGGCUGAGGUCAAAAGCGAAGGCCGGAGCCAGGAGCCCCAGGAAGCACUACUAACUGCCGACAGUGUGCAGACCAAAAAUUUAAAGCGCUUUCUUGAUGGUGCCAAAGAUGUUAAGGGCAACCCAUCUGCCAAGCAGCUUAAGGAGAUGCCGUCUGUUUUCCAGAGUGUUUUGGGCAGCACUGUCCUCUCACCAGCACACAAGGAUACUCAGGAUUUCCAUAAACAUACAGCCGAUGAUGGCGAGAAAGUGCGAAAGAGUCCUGCCCCUGCUUAUCUGGACAUGACGAAAAAGAGAGCAGCAGGCGAGCCUCAGGCCAGCAGCCCUGCCUGCAAACUAGAGGGGGCUGGGCCCCUGGCACGGGAAGCUGCCCAUAGGGAGAAGAUGGAGUGGGAGGCUGACUGCAAAUACAAGCCUGGUGCUGACUGCCAGGACAGUCCUUUGAAUCUGUCCCUUGGGCCACUCCACGCCUCUCCUGCCAUCACCCUUAACAAGUGUCUCAUUCCUAGCAUCUCCUGCCCCUUUUGUACUUUUAAGACCUUUUAUCCAGAAGUUCUGCUGAUGCACCAGAGACUGGAGCACAGGUGGCACCCUGACACCCCCAAGAACUGUGGCAAGUCAGUGUCCAGGAGCCGGCGGACAGGCUGUCCUCCUGCCUUGCUGGGCAAAGAUGUGCCUCCCUUGUCUGGCCCGCACAAGCCAAAGGUCAAGCCUGCUUUCUCAUCACAGGCCAAGUCCCUGCACCCAGAGAAGGUCCGACAGGGCUCCUCGGGGCCAGGCAAAGCUCCCCAGACAUCAGGGCCAGACAGCAGCACUUUAGCCCCAAGUAACCUGAAGUCACACAGGUCACAGCCUAGUACCGGGGGUCCUGGGGCCACCAGGCAGCAGCAGUCAGAUCUGUUUCCCAAAGGUGGCAGUGUCUCUGCUGCUGCAGAUAAGGUGAAGAGACCCGAGCCGAAGCUCAAGGCCCCGCCAACUGCCCCAUCUCAGUCCCCCCUCGGCAGUAGUAAUGGCAAUGGCUCCAUCGAGUAUUCUGUGAAGGUUGAUGGCCCGUGGGUGCCACAAGGGAGAGACUACUACUGCCAUCGGAAUGCUGGCAGUGCCACAGCAGAAUUCACUGAACCACAUCCUAAAAGACUCAAAUCCAGUGUGAUGGCCCUGGACACAGAACAUUCUGGGCCCAACGGCAGGAGGGGCUUUGAGCUCCCCAAGUACCACGUGGCCAGGAGUAUCACCUCGCUGUUACCAUCAGAGUGUGUGCGCCCAUCACCUGUGCUGCUCCCCAAAGCCCGCUUCCUGAGCCCUGGGGAGGUGGAGUCGCCCAGUGUGUUGACUGUGCAGAAGCCCUACAGCACCUCUGGACCUCUGUAUAACUGUGGACCUGUGGGGCACGCAGGAGCCAGCCCGACCCUUGAAGGAAAGAGGCCUGUGUCGUAUCAGCAGCUAUCCAGCAGCAUGCUGCAGAAGAGAAGCUAUGAGAAUUGUAUUGGAAAUACACAUCAUCGACCAAAUGACAAAAAAACUUGAUUUCUGAUUUUUUGGGAAAAAGGUCUCGCCGAUGCAAGUACACAAUUCCCACGGAAUCACACUUUGGUUCAUCUUGUGCAAGCGCGUGGUGAGAGCUACUGAAGAAGCUGUGACUGAAUUGUACAUAGACUCCAAGAGCAGAGAAGGAACACUACAUUCUCUAAAGUUCUGUUAACUUUUGUACCAAAUAGCAAUAAAAACUAGUGGGAGCAGUUGGGCUAUACACAAAUGGGACUACAAAUUUACUUUGUCCCUAAAUAUUUUUUUAAAGAAUUGACCAAAUAUGUUUUUGCAUACUUGAGCGCUGCUGAAAAGAAAUCAUUGGGGGUAGGGUGGGGUGGGGAGGGGACCGACGUAAUGCUCGCACCUCAGGUAAUUGUAAAUACCUAUGUUGUAAACUUGCUUAAGUACUGUGUGUAUUUCUUUCCCUCAUGGAGCUCAAUGAUUUGAGCAGUUUGUGCUUCUUUAUGCUUUUUCAUUGAAAGUGUGUUUUAAAGCAAAUUCUCUUUGCUCUGUAUUAUGUUGAGUCCUCCACAGUCUCUUGUUUGUCUGAACACAGUUGUUGAUGGAAGUGUCAGCAUCUGAAGGUGCCCUGUGCGUCUUGAGGUCAGCAGCACUGCACCUGGCACCUUUCAUCAGCUGUUGUGAGCUAGUCAACGAGGAGGAUAGAGAGACAGCAUUGUCUUCCUGUGUCAGCAGGUUGUUCUGGAACCCUAGCAUCCUGCCUCAGGGUGGCCUGUGGUGCUUAUGAGCGAGCGAGUGAGCGAGCCUACAGAGAAGCCAUCACUCUGUAGAGUGACAGAUGUUGAGUGGACGAGCCAGGCUUCAUAGGGAGCUAUCUCAGUUCUUCAUGUCUGUUGUAAGAUUCAGUUUCUUGGAGAGUUGUCUGAGUUAAGUCUAGAUAAAUAUGCCAAAUUUCCUUGUGUGAAUUGCAUGCUGGGAAGCAAUUUUAAAGGGAGUGAAAGGUUUGGGGAAAUCUUUUAGUUUGUAUCUGGAGUCCUGGUGUGUCUGAUGUGAAGUGGUGAGGAACUGCUGGCUGAGUGAGCCUCCCGGGAGGCAGGGAGAGAGAAGCUGCUGCACAAGCCCCUUGUCUCUCUCCCAGUUUGGUUUCACAGCCAGGGCGAUUGCUUCAGCAGUGCCCAGGCAGUUUGGGAUUGAGGGAUGACAGCCACCAGCUGGUUCACUCAGCAUUUUAAACUUGAGUUCCUUUGAUGCCUUGAGUUUAUUCAACAGUUCAUGGGUUUAGCAAACCCAGAAUCUUUUAUUAAGAAACUGUUUGAGAAGUUUGCACUGCUCGGUCUCCUUGCCCUGCCCCUCUUGGUAGGACAAAAGGGUGAAGAGCUCAAAGACCCCAACGGCUCCCCACUUUGAUUGUGUGACAUGGGGGUCCUUAGGAGGCCUAUGUGAGGUCCCUAAGGAGACCGUAUGUACCUCCUGUGUUGAAGGGAGAGCUGGGUUGAGACGUGUCUGCUCUUGCAGACAGUGUGUUUGUAUCAGGAACCGUGUACACUAGGCCCUGUUCCCGUCCACAAGCUGAGCCAUAUGUACAUAAUCUAGACUGUUUUGUUAGGUUCUGCACUUUUAUAGCCUAUUUUUGAAGAUUAACACAUUUGCAAGAUGAUUGACUCAAUCUUUGCCUAAAUCCAGCGAGUGUACAGGAAGCUCGCAGAGAUGGUAAAUGUAAGUCUUGGGGGUAUAUACAGUAGGGAGCAAGAUUAAACCUGUAUUAAAAAAAUCACCAAAUCUAUUAGAAAACAAGUCAACGGUGUGAUGUUGAAAUUUUGGGGGCUUUCAGAUUUCUCUAGUUAAAUUUUCUGAAUGCAUAAAAAUUCCAGGUUUUUUUGUUUUGUUUUUAAACAGCCCUUUGUACUUCACAGUGUGUUCUUGCCAUCAGUAUUAACUCUUGGGAUACUACUGGCUUUGUGUGUCUUCCCUUUGAGGCAACAGUACAUGUGAUAGAGGUACAAUUCGUUGGAUUUUUGUUAAUGUAUUUAUUUCAUUCCAGUUUGAUUUAUUUUAAUUGUUGACACUUAAGUUGUCAGACUGUAGACAUGCUUUAUUUAUGAUAUAUUUCAGCUUAAAGUUAUGUUAUUAUAUGUGGAUGUAAAUAUAGAUUUGGUGUUUUACA